AUGCCGAAGGUCGUAUCGAGAUCUGCGGUGUCGACGUCGACGAACGCUGCCCCAACGGCGUCUUCGGCUGCUGCUUUGCGUGUGUAUUAUUGUAUAUGCGGCGAGUUCUGCCUCGUAAUAGACCGUACCCUCUCCUCCCUCCCCAGACGACAAACGGACGGCUCCAUCAUAAUCCGCUCACAAGACGCCCAAGACGGCUCCGCCAAAGCCCAAGUAUUCAAGCUAAACGUAAACACGAUCGACCCAGUUCUCGUCGAGAGGUCUUCCGGCGGACAUGAGCGACAGUUUCGUUUCUGCUGCACGCGUUGUCAGUUGCUGAUUGGGUAUCAGUCGACUCCGCCGCCCGUCAAGUCCGGUCCUUUCGUUUAUAUUCUGAAGGGCGCUCUCUCGCAAGUCCAAGGAGAGGUACCUGAGGAUGCGUUUGAUGCCGAAGACGUACACUCUGUGCGCAACGAAUAG
Messenger RNA from Peniophora sp. CBMAI 1063, 459 nucleotides. NCBI's taxonomy places the organism in Eukaryota, Fungi, Basidiomycota, Agaricomycetes, Russulales, Peniophoraceae. The record is from the annotation of a GenBank genome assembly.